This is a messenger RNA of Arabidopsis arenosa, 1960 nucleotides long. The record is from the annotation of a GenBank genome assembly. NCBI's taxonomy places the organism in Eukaryota, Viridiplantae, Streptophyta, Magnoliopsida, Brassicales, Brassicaceae.
GUCAAAAAAGAGUUCAUAGCAAAGCAAAACAAAACAGAGCGAACGGCAAGAGUAAGUGAAAAGAUGUCUCUAAUUCCGAGCUUUUUUGGAGGCCGAAGAACAAAUGUGUUCGACCCAUUCUCACUAGACGUAUGGGACCCCUUUGAAGGAUUCUUGACGCCGUCAGGGUUGGCAAACGCACCUGCCAAGGAUGUGGCAGCGUUCACAAACGCUAAAGUGGAUUGGAGGGAGACACCUGAAGCGCAUGUGUUCAAGGCGGACGUGCCGGGGUUGAAGAAAGAAGAGGUGAAGGUGGAGGUUGAAGAUGGGAACAUACUUCAGAUAAGCGGUGAGAGAAGCAGUGAGAAUGAAGAGAAGAGUGACAAGUGGCACCGUGUGGAGAGGUCAAGUGGGAAGUUCGUUAGGAGGUUUAGGUUGCCAGAGAAUGCAAAGGUGGAGGAAGUGAAGGCGAGUAUGGAAAAUGGCGUGUUGUCGGUUACGGUGCCGAAUGUGCCGGAGAGUAAGCCUGAGGCCAAGUCCAUUGAUAUCUCCGGCGUAAACAUAGACUGUGGAACGUCAUUGCCUGGCGUAGACAACAACAACAUAAAAUGGCUCGGAGACAAAGACUUCAUCACAUCCGGAGAGUCGGCCACCGUUUCGUCCACCACCGUCGAGAAAUCCCUCACCACACUUCGGUACUUUCCCACGGGCGACUCUAAUUGCUACUCCAACAUUCCGGUUAAAAAAGGCGGAAAAGUUCUAGUGAGAACGAUGUUUUACUACGGGAAUUACGACGGGAAGUCCUCAACCCCAUCCUUCAACGUAGUGUUUGAAGGGAAACACCGAGGCACCGUAUCGAUAUCCUCUGCGUUCGAACCUUACCUUUUGGAGCUGAUAUUUUCUCCGGCCAGCGGAGAGACUAGCGUUUGUUUUGUACGUACGUCUCCAUCAUCAAACCCUUUUGUAUCUUCCAUUGAAGUUUCCGACUUGGACGAUGGCAUGUAUAACGAGCUUGGUCCUGGUGAAGGUUUAUUUUACCAACAACGACGUGCGUAUGGUGCAACAGAAUUUCUAAGAUCGGAUCUUCAUGGUAGAUUUUGGCUUCCAUCCGAUAUAAACAUAUUGGUGACCGGACUACCGUCCACGGCUGUGUCGAUCGAUACCUCUGGUGCAUCAAACAAGCCGCCUGAGUCCGUCCUCCGUAACUCUUGGACCGGGGAAGGCUUAUCAUUAGUCGACCCUACUCUUCCUUUGGAAGGAGUUCCGGUGUACUUGGCUAUGUAUUUCUCGGAGCCUCUCCAGUCGAGUUUACGAUCUUUCAACAUUUUCUUUGGUGGUAAGCAAGUUGGUAAGAGUCCAGUUGUGCCUGUGUUUGGAAAAGUCACGCAAGUGGUCGUGAGAGAUGUGGUGGCCAGCUCAAGCACCCCACUGACGUUCUGGUCCACUGCUAGUGCGCUUUUACCGCCCAUGAUAAAUGCGGCCGAGCUUUAUGUGAUAAGUAAGGGUACAAGCGAAGGCGCAGGCGGAGGCGGAAGCGGUUCAGGAUCAGGAUCAGGUGGAAGUGGAGGAGGAGGAUCUGGGAGCAGUGGAUCCGGAUCUGGCUCCGGUGGGACUAGUAAAGGAGGAACUGGAGGGAGCAAUGAAGUGAGUCCAGAUGGAUCAACCAAAGGAAAGAGCAGUAAACUGCCAAUAAUACUUGGUGUGGUAUCCGCGAUAGCGUUUGUUCUUUUCGCAUAUGUGUUCAUCGCUAUAAUCUUAGCUAAUCGUCGCAAAGUGAGGCUGCAAGCCCUUGCUAUGCCUACGUCCACAGUGGCUAAUAUGGAGACUGGAGCGUCAACUCUGUCCACACAACAGAUGGACAACGACUCAAACCAACCUACAAAUGAAAUAGACAUGGGAGAGAUCGACGACUUGAUUGGAAUGAACCAGUACGUAGCGCAAUGACUUUGAACAUCAUGUAAAAUAAAAUGUUUUUACCUUG